Messenger RNA from Penicillium pulvis, 843 nucleotides. RefSeq lists its product as uncharacterized. The coding region runs from base 1 to 843 and encodes 280 amino acids. Lineage: Eukaryota; Fungi; Ascomycota; Eurotiomycetes; Eurotiales; Aspergillaceae. Gene Ontology annotation, molecular function: oxidoreductase activity. The transcript is spliced from 2 exons. The record is from RefSeq and is a predicted model, not a curated record.
AUGCGUAGAGACGUUGUAUCAGAAUUGGUUUUCUGGGCCCGCCCCGAAAACCAGCCCUUCGUCUCGGACUUUACCAAGGAGAAGCCGGAGGUGUGCAUGGCUGCCAUGAAGCAGGAGGAAGAGAAGCAUAUGGUCACAGUGCAUGAUGUUCGUGGACAGGAGUCACAAUUCACCCUUGACGGAAAUGGGUUUCAGUAUGCGCAGCACGACAUUCCAGGGAUGGAUAGAGCCGAGGAUCCUACACACGUGGAAACUGUCAUCAUCCCUCAAACAGAGGAGUUAGUUCGGAAUAUAACUGGCGCGACCAAAACCAUCACCUUUGCUCACCGUGUGCGAUGUCUUGCGGCGGAUGAAAACCUCCUUGCCAAUAACCGCGCUCCAGCCCAUAGUGUGCAUUCGGACUUCAGUGUCCCAGGAGCCUUCCGCAUGCUCGAGACAAUCAUUCCCGACCCAGAGGAGAGACAACAAUUACUGAAAGGACGUGUGGAGAUCAUCAAUGUCUGGCGACCAUUGAAGAAAGUGGAAAGGGAUCCCUUAGCGGUGUGCGACUGGACCACGCUCGACCAGAACGAUAUUAUCCGUCAUCGGCUUGUCUUGCCAACUGGCUGGAAUGAGCUCGGGAAAUAUGUCUUCAAUCCAUCGCAAAAAUGGUGCUAUCUCAGCUCGCAGCAGCCACAAGAAGCGUUGAUUUUCAGGCAAUUCGACAGCCGUAAGGCAGAUAAAGGGGGCAUGAGUCUACCUCACACGGCAUUUGUGGAUCCGGAUUCGGCCGACGGGCCUGCAAGGGAGAGCAUCGAGAUCAAGAUGUUUGCCUUUUCUGACGUUACCCACGUGUGCCAAUGA